Molecule: messenger RNA, 4900 nt
Organism: Anas platyrhynchos (mallard)
Lineage: Eukaryota; Metazoa; Chordata; Aves; Anseriformes; Anatidae
Product: arf-GAP with SH3 domain, ANK repeat and PH domain-containing protein 1-like
Biological process (GO): positive regulation of GTPase activity
Cellular component (GO): cytoplasm
Molecular function (GO): GTPase activator activity; protein binding
Source: RefSeq, a predicted model, not a curated record
UGUGCCACUCUGUGCAUGUAUGUGUGCAAUGGGCGUGCAUGCCUGUCCGGGCUGUGGGUGUGCAAGGCAAGGGGCUCUCCCCUGCUCUUGCUGCUGGCAGCAGCAUGACCCCAUCCUCUGCCCUGUUCCCCUGCCUGGCCCCAGUGUGGCCUCGGCUCCCACCAGCAGUUCCUUUCCUGGCACCGCCUCACUGCAGCACCAUGGCGGCCCUCAUCUCGGUGUGCGACUUCAUGCAGCAGGUGCAGGAGGACCUCAGCUCGCCCACCACCUCCACCUUCACCAGCCACAUGGGCCACUGCAAGGCCACUGCUAACAGCCUGGAGGAGGCCUUGGAUGCAGACCGAGCUGUGCUGCAGAAGAUGAGGAAAGCAGCCAAGGCGGAGCACAGCUGUGGACAAGAUCUCAUCAACCACCUGGCAGCCCACAUUGCUGCCCAGGAGAAGUUCUCAGCCAACUACCAGCUGGAGGGUGAGGAGCAGCUGGCCAAUGCCUUCAGCACCUUCGCAGCCUUCUCCCAGGAGCUGCUGACCGCUGUCAGGAGCCUGUUGCAGAGUUUGUACCACAACAUUAACUUUUCCCUGGAGUCGUUAAUAAAGGGCGACAUGAAAGAGCUCAAAGGGGAGUUCAAGAAGCCCUUUGAGAAGGCCUGCAAAGACUAUGAGAGCAAACUCGCGAAGAUUGAGAAGGAGAAGCGCGAGCUGGCGAAGCAGCAUGGCAUGGUGCGGAGCGAGCUGUGCAGUGGGGAGAUUGCUGAGGAGAUGGAGAAGGAGCGCAGGACCUUCCAGUUAAACAUGUGUGAGUAUCUAAUCAAAGUGAAUGAGAUCAAAACCAAGAAAGGGAUCGACUUGCUCCAAAACCACAUCAAGCACUGCAGCUCACAGUUCAAUUUUUUCCAGGAAUGUUUAAAUGCAACAGCAAAACUGAAGAAUUUUACAGAGAAGCUCAUCCCAGAGCUGCAGAGUCUGAAGGCCAGGCAGGACGAGGAGAAGAAGCAGCUGUGUGCCCUUCGGGAUCAGCUGAGGGCAGUGUUGCAGCUGGAGCAGAAGGAGGAUACUGGGAGCAAGCAAGCACGGUACAACAUGCACCAGCUGCAAGGGAACAAGCAGUAUGGCACGGAGAAGACAGGGACCCUCUUCAAGAAAAGUGAUGGGCUGAGAAAAGUCUGGCAGAAGAGGAAAUGCACCAUCAGGAAUGGCUACCUGACCAUCUCUCACAGCAUGCCCAACCGCCCGCCAGCCAAGUUGAACCUACUGACCUGCCAGGUGAAGCUGAAUGCGGAAGACAAGAAAUGCUUUGACCUGGUUUCAUACAACCGCACGUACCGCUUCCUGGCAGAGGAUGAGCAGGACUGUGUCGCCUGGGUGUCUGUCCUCAGCAACAGCAAGGAGGAGGCGCUGAAUGUGGCCUUCAGCAAGGUGCAGGGCGGAGGGGAGAGCAGCAGGGAGGAGCUGACCCGGGCCAUCAUCAAGGAGGUCAGAGGCAUGCCUGGGAACAGGGAGUGCUGUGACUGCUCAGCACCGGAUCCCACCUGGCUCUCCAUUAACUUGGGCAUCCUGAUCUGCAUUGAGUGCUCUGGGAUUCACAGAGAGAUGGGUGUGCAUGUCUCCCGCAUCCAGUCACUGUCUCUGGACAAGCUGGCAACCUCUGAAUUGCUGCUGGCAAGGAACAUCAGCAACGUUGGCUUCAAUGACAUCAUGGAAGCGAAUCUUCCCAGCUACUCUGCCAAGCCUGCGGUGCACAGUGACAUGGCCUUCCGGAAAAAUUUCAUCAUUUCCAAGUAUGUUGAGAAGAAAUAUGCCAAGAGGAGCCCUGCUUCUCAGUGUCCAAACCUCCCAGAAGCCGUCAAGAAUAAGGACAUAUUUUCUUUACUCCAAGCUUAUGCAGAGAACAUGGAUUUGAGCGAGCCUGUGCAGGCACCUCUGCAGGAACCUGGGGAGACCAUUCUCCACCUGGCAGUGCUGUUGUCUGACCAAACCUCAUUGCAUAUUGUUGAUUUUCUCGUCCAGAACAGUGGGAGCCUGGAAAAGCAGACUGUGGUGGGGAACACGCCACUUCACUACUGCUGCACUCACAACAAACCCGAGUGUCUCAAACUGCUGCUGAAGGCCAAAGCCAGCAUUGCCAUCGCUAACAAAGCAGGAGAGACAGCCCUGGACAUUGCCCGGAGGACAAGACAUUCCCAGUGUGAACUGCUGCUGUUGCAGGCCCAGAACAACCAGUUCAACCCGCGCGUCGAUGUAGAGUAUGAGUGGUGGCUGGGCCAAGACGACAUGUAUGAGAGCGAUGAAGACCUGGAUGAGAAGCUGGGUCUUAUGAAGAGGGGGUCUGCCCAUCCCCAGAGCUGCUGCCAGCCCCCUGCUACUGCCUCCAGGCUGGAAGCAGCAGAGCCAGUGCCCCAGGGGAGGCAGCUGGACAUCUACGCCCUGCCACACACCCACCUCCACAGCCUGGACAUGCCACCAGCCCUCCCUUACCUGCCUUCCUUCCCACCCCAGCGGGCAAUGUCAGUUCCUGAGGGGUCACGUCCUCGUCUUCUUACCAGCUCAUCCAACUUUGCUGAGGACACACGAACCAGAAGGAGCCCCCCGCUGCCUCUCAUCAUCAAGCACAAGCGUACAUCCUCAGAGCCAGCUCCUUGGGUCCCACUUAGCCCUGAGAAACCAAGUCUUGCCAUCCUGGCUUCGGGUGCCCUGAAGGCCAUGGACUGCCUCUACGCGUCUGUUCCCAGCAAAGCUGGACAGCCUGGCCCACACCAAUCCCUCCAAGAGCCAGAGCCAUGUUGUGGAUAUCCCCCACAUGUCCCACCUCCUCUUCCUCAGAGGAGCAGUUUGAACAAGCUGCUGCUUCGCAGGGUCCGCGCUCUUUAUGACUGCAAUGCUGACCGGGAAGAUGAGCUGACUUUCCGCACAGGCGAGAUCAUUGUGGUGUCUGAAAAGGAGGACAGCAACUGGUGGAAAGGCUGGAUUGAAGGACAGCCUCACAGGCGAGGUGCCUUCCCUGCUUCAUUCGUUCAUGUGCUCAAUGAAUAGGAGCCACUUUGAUUCAGGAGGGUAGAACUGAUAAGCCACUUGAAAUGCGACUCUCCCCCAGAACUCCACCUGUGCCCCUGGUCCCAGCAUCGCCUCUCCUCCCACAGCCAACCUGCCCCAGAGCACCCCCUGGACAACAGCACUGGGUCCCCAGAGCCCCACAUGCCACAGUUUGAGCAGCCUCUGGGGCUGAGGUGCAGGCAGCAGGCACAGAACAGGCCACUGUGCUUUCCCCAAGUGUGGAGAAAUUGCCUAAAGUAACUAGGAAAAUUAAACUAAUAUUCACAUUUUAAAGAAGAUGUACAGCAUUGAAAAAGCUUCCAGGGUGGAGUGUAGCUGCACUCCCUAGGCCUCCAACCUUAGAUGCUAUUGCACUGGGGGAACCUGGUGUGCUGACUGUGAGGAACAAUAUGGAGCGUAGAGCGGAGACAUCGCGGCUAGGCUCUGUGACCAGGUGGGGACCCGACUGUUCUUAUGCACACCGAGACCGGUAAGCUACCCUGAGCCAAUGACCUGUCAUAUUUUUGACAAAAUGCUGUACCCUAGUGCACUUUUGCUCAUUAUAAUAUCAUUAUAAUACCAAAACACACCUCCAUCCCAAAAGCUACACGCCUCCAAGGUGCAACCACCCCUCACUGAGCACACGCUCUGAGUUUCUCAGAGCCUAUACCUUCAAAUGAAAGUGAGAAAAGUUUUUACCAAUCAUAACCAAGAUAUGAUUGACUAGAGUCACACAAGCUCCACCUUAAAGAUAGAAAAUAAUAUAAAUUGGCUUAAGAGAAAGGGGAUGUUAGGGAAGAUACCAUCACGAAGGAUACCUUCUGACUUCUGGGAUCAGUUGAUGGGCUGAGCCUCUCUUCCCCCCUCACUGGGACACCAUGGGGUAAGAUUUGAACACUUGGUUAUACCAGGUGUCUAUGCAGAAACAUAGAAAUCCCUAUAGAGCCUUUGUGCCUUUUAAAGCGUUAAUAGCCAGGCUGUGUACCUGUGUAUUUCAUGCAUGCUAGCUUGCUUUUGCAGACAGUGAAUUUAUUGCUGGCAAGCCAAAGAACUUGUGUACCUGUUGCUGUAAUAAAUUGCAAUUAAUUGCAUUGUUCCUAGCCAUGAUAGUUCUCAUUGAACAUGACUGGAGUGAGGGUGUGCUACGUUGUUGGUGAAUCUGUGACCAUGAUUGUUCAAUACCCUGAAUCUGACCGGACCCAUAACAGUUAAUCAGCUAUGUCCCUUAACGUGACACCAAGCACACUGCCUGUCCCGUGCACUGACCACUCUAAUGGAAACAGUGGUGCUGUAGAGCCAUGCUGCUGCCCUGCAGAGCUAUUGGGCUGCGAGCAGAGCUGUGCUGCUGAGCAAACCCUGGAUAGUGGCUUUGGCUGAGGAUGGGGCAUGGCAGGAGCCUUAAAAAUUCAAAUGAGCUCAGUGGAGCCAGCAGCACUGAGCACUUGGGCUGUCCUCACUGCUUGCGCUGGGUUGAGACAGGGAACAAGAUAAAGGAUGUUGAUUCUGUAGGUCUUAGCUAGCACAAUGGUAUAUUAACAACCUCAAAGAUAAGGAUGUAAAGGACUGUAUGCAUAGAUAAUGGGACCAGCAAGACCUGCCUUGACUGCUGAAGUCUGUCGAAGAAAGAAAAGGUCAGAAGUUUAGCAACAAGGAAGACUUCUGGCCUUCAACAAAAGACCACCAGAGUACACCAGAUGACCACCCAAGGACUCCAGUACACGUGAAGAGGGGUGGGAACCUAUUUUAAUGAUUCUUCGGUGAUCUGAUGAAUAUGCAAGAGACUUACAGGAAAUAAAAUGAAUAGGUAUAUAGCCCACUAAUAUAAGCACACUACCCGUAUGGUGCUGUAAUAAAGAAUACCUGCUUAAUAA